AUGGCGCGCACGCGCAUUCCAGUACGGCUCGCGCAGCAGGUCCCGUGCACACCGACACUCGGGUGGGCGGAGCGUGAGAAUUGGGAGUGCGCGCGCAGCAAGUAUUUGGUCCGUGGCGGGUUCCAGCCGCGCCUUCCGACUUCGCUGCCGCCCCCAGGGCAGCAGCAGCAGCCGUCGCGGCUACCACGCCGACAGCCCGUCCCGUUGAUGCCUCCCGCGCAGCUUCAUCCGGGAGCGCCCCAGGUGGUCGCUCCGGCGCCUGCGGUCCCUCUUCAGUCGCCACCGCCUUCGGAGCUGAUGGACGUCGACCCCUCAGCCGGGCUGCCUUCCCAAGCGGUGGCUGUGCAGCCUGUCCUGCAGCCGCUUUCCUUGGGCACCCCCAAGGAGUCUGACACCGCAGCGCCUUGUCCGGCGCCCACUCAGCAGCCGUCGACGCAGCGUCAGGAGACGCUGCCUCUCUUCGUGGGUCCCGACGCCCCGUCGCGUCCAGUACCAGAAGCUGCGCCCGUGGUCACAGAAUUACGUGAAUACGCUAAUCAGCCGUAA
Messenger RNA from Schistocerca americana (American grasshopper), 546 nucleotides. Its product is annotated as actin cytoskeleton-regulatory complex protein PAN1-like. The record is from RefSeq and is a predicted model, not a curated record. Lineage: Eukaryota; Metazoa; Arthropoda; Insecta; Orthoptera; Acrididae. The coding region runs from base 1 to 546 and encodes 181 amino acids. The transcript is spliced from 3 exons.